Hemicordylus capensis (graceful crag lizard) is the source of this 1181-nucleotide messenger RNA. It is a transcript of the gene EBNA1BP2, whose product is annotated as EBNA1 binding protein 2. The record is from RefSeq and is a predicted model, not a curated record. Gene Ontology annotation, biological process: rRNA processing; ribosomal large subunit biogenesis. The transcript is spliced from 10 exons. Gene Ontology annotation, cellular component: preribosome, large subunit precursor; nucleolus; nuclear periphery. Lineage: Eukaryota; Metazoa; Chordata; Lepidosauria; Squamata; Cordylidae. Bases 182 to 1099 code for a protein of 305 amino acids.
CACCAUGGAGACGGCGUCCAAGAGGCGAGGCUGCCUGACCGGAACAGGAAACACGUAAGGCAGCAGCGUCCCAGGGACCGGAAGCAAUAGGAUGCCUCGUGGUUUGUGAGAGACGGGCUAGCUGUCGUUAUUCCGAGGGUUGGUGGGAUCUGAGUCAAAACAACCCAAAGCAUCAAGUGCAAUGCCUCAGGUGGAGAUGGACCAAGACAUGUCAGCAUCAUCAGAUUCUGAAGAAUCUCUUAUUACUGAUCAAGAGCUGCAGGAGGCGUUUUCUAAAGGCUCACUAAAGCCAGGCCUAAAUGUUGUGCUAGAAGGACGGCCAAAACCUUUCAACAAUGUGAAUGGAUUGAAGCAGUGCCUGUCUGAAUUUCAGAGGCACCUGGCCUGGGUGGAAAGGCUUGAUGUUACCUCUCACCUGGCAUUGAAUGCCAUUUCUAGUCAAUUGCCCAACAACGAUACUGUCAAUCCUGAGGAUGACUUCAAGAGAGAGAUGAGCUUUUACCAUCAGGCCCAAACAUCGGUUCUAGAAGCCUUACCUCAGCUACAUCAGCUCAAAAUCCCUACUAGACGACCUGAUGACUAUUUUGCAGAGAUGGCAAAAUCUGAUCAACAGAUGCAAAAGAUUCGCCAAAAGUUGAAGAGCAAGCAAGAAGCAAUGGAAAAGUCUGAAAGGGCCAAACAGCUCCGUGCUCAGAGAAAAUACGGCAAAAAGGUACAAACUGAGGUGCUUCAGAAGAGGCAGAAAGAGAAGUCCACAAUGUUGAGUGCAAUUAAAAAAUACCAGAAAGGUCUUUCAGACAAGCUGGAAUUCCUUGAGGGGGAGCAACAACCAGCUUCUCAGGGCAAGAAGAAGGAUACAACUGGAAACCAACUGAAUAAGAAAGGACCAAAUGCCAAACGACGCUACAAGAAUCAGAAGUUUGGUUUUGGUGGGAAGAAGAAAGGUUCAAAGUGGAACACUCGAGAAAGUCACAAUGAUGUCUCCAGUUUCCGUGCUAGUGUGGCUCACAACAAGGGCUCUGGGAAAGCAGGAAAAAGGGGUGCCAAUAAGAGGCCUGGCAAAAAGAUGAGGCAGAAAAUGAAGAACCGUUCCCGCUGAGAAAUGAAAUUAAUAGACUUUUCUUCUUUGUGAGGUCUGACUUGCUUCUAGAAUAAAGGCACGUAGCCGUGAUUUGAGGUUA